This is a messenger RNA of Kalmanozyma brasiliensis GHG001, 894 nucleotides long. RefSeq lists its product as uncharacterized. The transcript has a single exon. Lineage: Eukaryota; Fungi; Basidiomycota; Ustilaginomycetes; Ustilaginales. The record is from RefSeq and is a predicted model, not a curated record. Bases 1 to 894 code for a protein of 297 amino acids.
AUGCGCAACGACGCCACGGUGCAAGGCAUGAUCCUCAAGGCGGACGAGAUCAUCUUUCGGCAGCUGCUUGUUCAGCUGGACGGGAUGAUCGGCGACGAUGUAUCGGACCAGAUGGUGCUCGGAUUGAAGACGCUGGCGGGCAUGAUGGCGGACCGCAUGGAGGGUCUUGUGACCGAGGCAUUGCCAGAGCAUAGCAAGACGGCCAAGGUGCAGGCAUCGCAGAAUAUGGCGCAGAGUCUGGAGCAGGUCGCCGAGGUCUUUGAAGCGGUCAAGGCAUUUAGAGAGGCAUCGUCUCUCGACAGCGACAGCGAUGUUCUCAGCCGCUCGCUCAGCCCCCGCUCUCGACAGUCUUCUGCGCAUGCCGGCUCACAGCACCUUGAGUCGUCCUCUGCCGACUCCUUUCCUUCUUCCGCAGCCGGUGCCGCCAGCACUUCCUCCCUCUCCCUCGGUCUGCGCGGUCCGGCUAAGGUCACCAGUCUGCCCUACGACAGCCGCUCACGGUCCAAGACGCCCACUCCUCUCGGUUCCCUUCCUCUGGCCAACCUUCGACUUCGUCGCCGAGACAACUUCAUCCGCAGCGUCAACCAAGACUCGCAGCCCACUUGGGGUCGAAGUCUGAUGCACAGUCACCGCGAUCCAUCGUCGUCGUUCGAAAGCGACUUCUCUUCCAGCACCAUCGAGGCGAUGCCCAACAUUCUGUACGCGCCUCUGGCGAAGAAGGCGUCAAGGUCGAGAGUAGCUUCGGACGGAAGCGGAAGCAUCAGUCUCACGUUUGGCAGUCUGGCGCUAGCGAUGCCGCCCAACUCGAUGACUCAGGCGAGCAGCACCAUCGUGCCGUCGACUCUGGCGGCGGACUGGACCCCACGCCCGGCCAAGAUUGAGAUGCAAGACUGA